GUACAGCUCGCCCUUGCACAGGGAGACCAUCAGCAGCACUGACAAGAGGAUGCCACCCACUGUGAGCAGCCCCAGGCCCGCGAUGAUGCACUUGUCCAGCAUUUAUCUACUCCGGACCGUCAGCAAGCCAGGUCACUGCAGCGCCCGCUCGCUCGCUCGCUCGCUCACUCGCGGGCCAAAAAGCUUGUUCUCACCCUCCAAGCAGUGAGAGCCACUGAUCCGUACCCACAACCCCAGUCUACUUAUGAGAUAAUCAUCAGACAAAUCCCAGUUGAGGCACAUUCUGCAGAAUGCCUGACCACUUCUCAGGACUGUCAAGGUCAUCCAAAACAAGGAAAGCCUGAGGAACUGUCACAGCCAAGAGGAGCCUAAAGAGACAUGUCGUGUGGUAUCCUGGCCAGAAAAAGGACACUGAUGAAUACUAAGGAACUCUGAGAAGAGAGAUUGGUAAACUACAUCUGGACUGAAAGGAAUGAUAACUACUUGGUGGCAAAUCGUACUUUGGGCUUCCUGAGGACGGUGACUCGUAUCAUCCGGCAGGUGCAAAGGUGUUGGCUCCCAUGAGGCCCCCACUGACAGAAGUGCCUGGUGCUAGCAUUCUUCGAGUGCCUCGCUAGCAAGCUAAGGUUCCUGUCCUGUAUCCUUCAGAGUAGGUCAACGUCAAGUGUGGCUCGUGGUCAUCUGUGGAAUCUGAGUGUGUAGUCAGACCUGAGGAGACCCCUUCUGCACACUGCCGUGAGUGAAAUGGGGGCAAGGACACCCCAGGAGCAAGGGGACCUGGAAAGUGAAGAUGUCCCUUUAUCGAGACUCUGUGGAGAGGACACUGAGAUGGAAACAGCAGAAGAGCCAACCCCAAGUCUUGGGCAGACCCUGGAGUGGCUGAGAAAGGAGCUGGCUGAGAUGCAGGUUCAGGACCAGAGACUGCUGCUCACACUGAGGCAUCUUCACAGGGUCCUGGAGGAACUGCGUGCUAAGAGUGCUCACUGGGACGAUGCCACGUCCAGCAGAGGGACGUCCCCCAUCAGAGUUCGAGCGGGCUCUGAAAGCCGGGGCUGCCCCUCCAUCUCCUCCAAGGCGUUGGCCCAGCUCCUCCAAGGGGCAGACAGCCGGCGAAGCUCCCUCCCUUGACUAACUGGCCAGGCCUGAGGCCAGGCUUGAACUCUCCCCCUGCUUGUCCAAGCUUUUGACUGUGAUGUUGCUGGAAGAGAGCACUGGAAUGGGAGUCGGGGAGCCAGGGCUCUGGGUUCCUCUCUGCCCUCAUCCGCUAUGCGUCCUUGAAACCAUCACUCAACUUCUCCGUGUCAUUGGUUCCUUUUCAGUGGCUCAUCAGGGUUUUUGGUGAAACACAAAUAAGAUAUCGGGUGUGAACACCAGUGGAUUCGUGGCCUCUGGCAAGCAGUAAUCCUACCCUUGGGCAUUUCUCAUAAGGUGAUUGUCAAGACAAAGGAAGAGCUCCACACAGAGGAUGUUUGGUGUUGCCCUGGCGAAAAUUAGUGCCCCCUCCCCUACCCCACAGUGACUCCAUAGUUGUUUUCUGUCUUCCCAGAGGGCCUUCACAUUCCUCCCUCUGAAAGCAACAGGCCCAGUCACCACUCCAGCCACAGGGAUGGGCCUAUGGCCAGGCCUGGCCAAUAAUCAUUCAUAAUCACCCUAAUAACAUGAUUGGCCCAACGGGAGGGCAUGUGACUCAACAGAGCCAAUCACAGUCCUUCUCUGGGAUCGCUAUCUGGAUGUUCUUUCCACUGCGGUUGCAAGGCGGGGGAGUGCUGCAAAUGGCCAUGUGCUCUCCCUACCAGGUGAAGAAAACUUGACCUCAGUAGGAAAAAGAAAGGGGGGGGGGGGGUAGAGGAAGGGCCACAGGACAGAUGGACAGAGAGGAAGGGCGCUGGCUCUUUUUAGUCCCUGAUUGUGUGAGUUACUUUUCCAUUCUUUCCAGUGACACAACCAGGAAAUUCCACCACCACAUCCUCCACCACGCACACCUGAUUUGUUUCUGCUUAAGCUGACUUGAGUAGGGCUGCCCUCACGUGCAACCCAAACGAUCCUGAAGAAUACAACCCAGAUGUUCAAAGAAGCAAAGAGAAACGCUAUAAGAAAAGGGCAUUUUGCGCACUCGGCAUUGGCAGCAACAGUCCUGGAACCUCAGACAAUGAGGUUUGGGCUGUGACAGAACGCUCUGUCGUAUGCGGUGCUGGAGUCAUAACUUUGACAAGUUCUAUCUGCCUAUAAGAAAGACUUUAAAAAUAAGGCAGGCGAAAAUGUGAAAGGCCUUGUGUUACGAUGGUCCAAUGAUCGGUAGGACUUUUUAUUUUUGAGAAUCGACUUGCAUGUUGUUAGAAUAUUGUUUUUCUGGCUUUGGAAAAGUAAAGCUGUUGUAUACAGAGGCAAAGGGGGGGGGAUGUGUUGUAUGUACAAUGCUUAUAGUCAGACUAACCUGGGAUUUUAAUACAAUACAGUGUUUGAUAAUAUAAAAAAAAAGACUUCUCUAUCCCACAGCUGAGAGGAUAAACAAAAUGUGGUAUGUACUUAAAAUGGAAUAUCCAUCAGCCUUGAAAAGGAAAGAGAUUCUGGCACGUGCUACAACAUGGGCGAACCUUGAAGACAUGAUGCUAAGUGAAAUGAGCCAGUCACAGAAGGACACUGUACGAUCCCAUUUGCAUGAGGCACCUUGCAUAGUCAAUCCAUAGAGGCAGGGAGUAGAAGAUUGGCUGCCAGGAGCUUAGGGAAGGGACAGCGGGGAGUUAUUGUUUAAAGGGUCCACGGUUUCAGUUUUGCAAGAUGAGAAAAGUUCUAUGGUUGGAUGGUGGUGGUGGUGGGGCCAUAACACUGUGAAUAUACUUGAUGUCACAGAGCUGCACCCUGAAAAAUGGU
Prionailurus viverrinus (fishing cat) is the source of this 2871-nucleotide messenger RNA. RefSeq names its product chromosome A3 C20orf202 homolog (gene CA3H20orf202). Lineage: Eukaryota; Metazoa; Chordata; Mammalia; Carnivora; Felidae. The coding region runs from base 745 to 1128 and encodes 127 amino acids. The record is from RefSeq and is a predicted model, not a curated record. The transcript has 7 exons.